AGCAGCCCAGCGGGAAGAAGCUCUAGGAUCUCGAUCUCUCCACGGACGUAUUGACGUAUCGAUCAGCUUGCGGUUCUGUCAUGCCGAGUGUAUGAGUGUGUAUGAGAGAGAUUUCUGUGUGUUUGGACUUGCUGUUAUUCAGACUCCGCUGACUGACUGACUGUUGGCAAAAGUUUAAAAGAAAAGAUGAUCGAGCUGGGCCUCGCCGACGGCAGCCUGAUCGACGAGCUGAUGGAGCUGACGGCUCAGAGCAUCGGCCAACUGGAGAUCCACGACAACUUCAACGUCGUCAAGGAGAUCGGACGCGGGAAAUACGGCAAAGUGCUGCUGGUCACACACCGCUUCAGGGGGACGCCCAUGGCCCUGAAGGUGAUGCCCAAGACCUCCACCAAGCUGCAGGGCUUCCUGCGGGAGUACUGCAUCUCCCUGCACCUGUCCUGCCACCCCUGCAUCGUCGGCCUCUUCGGCAUCGCCUUCCAGUCCAGGGAGCACUACUGCUUCGCCCAGGAGCUGGUCAUCGGCCGGGACCUGUUCGCCGUCAUCCAGCCCAAGGUGGGUAUCCCAGAAUCCUCGGUAAAACGCUGCGUCCUCCAGAUCGCCAGCGCGCUGGAGUUCAUCCACAGCCACGGCCUGGUCCACCGGGACAUCAAGCCCGAGAACAUCCUGCUACUGGACAGCCGCUGCUGCCAGGUCAAGCUGGCCGACUUCGGCCUGGCCCAGAAAAGGGGCACCAUGAUCCGCUUCAUCACGGGGACACUGCCCUACAUGGCGCCGGAGCUGUGCACCAUGGUCCUGCAGGACGGCCAGAAGGAGGUGAGCGCCCCCCCUCUGAGCGUGGAGCCCAGUCUGGACACAUUUGCCUUCGGCGUGGUCAUCUUCUGCAUCCUCACGGGCUACUUCCCCUGGGAGCACUGCCUGGACUCGGACGACUUCUACCAGGAGUUUGCCGACUGGUGCCGGACGGACGAGAGGCCUCGCGCCGACGACGACGACGUCCCUCCCCUGUGGAGGAAGUUCACCCCCGAGGCCAUGGAGAUGUUCGGUAAACUGCUAGCUUUAGACGCAGGAAAACGAUUUACGGUCGGGGAGGUGAGGCAGUACGUGGAGAAGGACUGGCUGAAGACGGAACCUGGAAACCAGCCGACGACGACAGACCAAGGGAGCGUUUCAGUGAGAAACUAGACACAUUGAAAGGAGGAUCUUGGUGGUUAACUUUGCAUUUAUCUUUGCAACCCUUUCUUUUACAAUUACUCAAAGUCAGAGGUAACUUUAAAACAUAUUAAACUGUCACACACCGCCAAGCACGAUACCUCUGAACAAACAAAGUUUCCUGCUUUUGUGCCCAAAGUUCAUAUUUGAAGCCAGUUCUUAAAGCUCUGGAUGGCACAUUGGAAGGAGUUGACUCUGCACAACUCCGCACUCCAAAAAUGGGCAGAACCUGAGGAACAAACAGUUUUUUGCCUUUUGUGCCCAAUGUUUGGACUAAUUUCUGAGAAGAAGCAGUUUUCCGUUUGUGUGGUCGGGGAUCGUUUCACGGGGCCUCGCCAAGGUUGCGUGGCUCCAUUCGGAGGAAUUUCAGGACAUUGUAAGGGGUCCAGACGAGUCCCGGCCCUCGGUUAGGUACUUUAGCAUGGUGCUAACCAUAAAAAGUACAAGUACAUCGUCUGCUAGGCCACCAGCAGGUUUCUGAAGAAACUUAACUCUUAACCUGCCAGUUCUUAAAGUUCUGGACGGAACAUUGGCAGGAGUUGACUCCGCCCAACUUUGGUUAAUCCAAAAAUGGGCGGAACCUGAGGAAAGGCCAAUCCAUGAUUUAGCCUUUCUUUCGUCCUUGUUUCCUACAACUUGGUCCUGACUGGUUUCUUCAGCGUUUUCUACAAAACGGACGUACUGGGAAUGAUGAACCGGUUAUCUUCUCAUAGCCAGGUAAAUUUGGCAUUUGAUGCGUUGCCACGAUGCUCUCUCACAUAAGCAAGUGAAACAGAAGGACGAUUUUGAAACCAUGAUUUUACACCGUGUGGCUUUGAGUGAAACUUAAAAAAAAAUAUUAUACUGUCACACAGAGCACGCACCUGCGAGCAUGAUACUUCUGAACAAACAGUUGCUGUCUCCAUUCGGAGGAAUCUCAGGACCUUGUAAGACGUCCAGACGAGUCCUGGCCUUCGGUUAGGUACUUUAGCAUGGUGCUAACUGUAAAAAGUACAAGUACAUUGUCUGUGACGCCACCAACAGGUUUCGGAAGAAACGAUUCAAAGCCAGUUCUUAAAGCUCUGUAUGGCACAUUGGCAGGAGUUGACUCCGCCCAACUUUGGUUAAUCCAAAAAUGGGCGGAACCUGAGGAAAGGCUAAUCCAUGAUUUAGCCAUGUCCGGUCCCUCCCUUUGUUUCGUCCGUGUCUCCUACAACUUGGUCCUGACUGAUUUCCCCAGCGUUGAUUCGGUUACCUCCUCGUAGCUAGGUGAAGUUGCCGUUUGAUGCGGGCUCUCUAACAUUAGCAAGUUAUACGACAGGAGGAUUUUGAAACUAUAAUUUUACACCGUGUGGCUUUAAGUAAAAUGUAUCACCUGGAUGUGAAUUUCUCUUACUGAUCAUGUUCAUAAAAUGAUAUUUAAGUAAUUUCAGUGCUGUGCAGUAGAUGAGCAAAUCACAGAUAUUACUGAGUGACUUUAAUGUGCAGAGUAAAAGUAUCCUAGUGUAAAUAAAUCACUUAAACGAUAUUAACUACUAACAUUUUAACUGUUUUGUCAUGUACAAAAAACAAAACACGAGUUGUAUAUCGGUGUGUAAAUGACAUGUAAAUGAUCUGCUGGCGUGAGCCGGCGCAGAGACGUUUAAUACCUUGUAUUUUGUGUGCUGUUGUUUACAAGUUUGUGAUUUUUCUUGUUUAAAAACAAUUGUUUUUAUUUCAUUCAUGCAUCAUUAAA
Molecule: messenger RNA, 2923 nt
Organism: Cololabis saira (Pacific saury)
Lineage: Eukaryota; Metazoa; Chordata; Actinopteri; Beloniformes; Belonidae
Product: serine/threonine-protein kinase SBK1
Exons: 4
Coding region: 187-1182 (331 amino acids)
Biological process (GO): peptidyl-serine phosphorylation; peptidyl-threonine phosphorylation
Molecular function (GO): protein serine/threonine kinase activity; ATP binding
Source: RefSeq, a predicted model, not a curated record